AUGAAGUGGUGUGUCCUAUUUUGUGUUUUCAUCAUCUGUUUUAUGUCCAAUAAUUUCUGCGGUGCCAGAUUCAUUCCUGAAGGAGUCCCUUAUGAUGAGCCCCCUGCUGUUCCAUACUGGCCUUACUCUACCACGGACUUCUGGAGAUAUGUGGAAUAUUUCCGCAGCAUUGGAGCCUAUAAUCAGAUCAACGAGAUGGCCAAGACUUUUUUUGCUCAUCAGCAUCUUGGAGACACAUUAGGUUAUGAAGUACCAGACCAGGUGGAACACUAA
Molecule: messenger RNA, 273 nt
Organism: Chanos chanos (milkfish)
Lineage: Eukaryota; Metazoa; Chordata; Actinopteri; Gonorynchiformes; Chanidae
Gene: otos
Product: otospiralin
Exons: 3
Coding region: 1-273 (90 amino acids)
Biological process (GO): sensory perception of sound
Source: RefSeq, a predicted model, not a curated record